CAAGAGAACUUUCAAGCUUCCAAAACUAAGGGAGUCAUUCUAGUUCCACAAGACUCAUUCUUCCCUCCAGCUCCAUGAUGUCGAGUCGGGUGGUGCAGGUGCAGCCGGUGAGCAGGGUGCAGGAGUCUGGAGAGUGGAGCACGGGCCUGUGUGAAUGUUACAAGGACAUGGGCGACUGUUGCUGUGCUCUGUGCUGCCUCCCGGUGUUCACCUGCAGGGUGACACGUGCUCUGGGGGUGUGUCCCUGUCUGCCGCUGCUCGACUGUCUGGGCUGUGUCCCCCCCGCCUCCCUGGCCAUGAGGGCGUCUGUCCGGGAGAGAUACGGCAUCAAGGGAAGUGUGUGGAGUGACUGUGUUCUGGGCUGCUGUUGUUACCCUCUCUCCUGGCUCCAGAUCUCCAGAGAGCUGAAGAGGAGAACGGCCGCCCACUCUUCCACCUCUUCCUCCACCUCUUCCUCCUCGUCUUCGCCAACCACGGUCAGGUACACCGCCCUUCGCAGCCUGCAGGGGGCGCACUUGGUCUAAGACUGCGGGCCGAAAGAGCGAAGAGGCCAAAGGGAUCACGUAUAUCACAAAAAUCUCGAUAUUGCGAUGCUGUUUG
This is a messenger RNA of Boleophthalmus pectinirostris (great blue-spotted mudskipper), 600 nucleotides long. Its product is annotated as cornifelin homolog B-like. The transcript has 4 exons. NCBI's taxonomy places the organism in Eukaryota, Metazoa, Chordata, Actinopteri, Gobiiformes, Gobiidae. Bases 75 to 524 code for a protein of 149 amino acids. The record is from RefSeq and is a predicted model, not a curated record.